UCGCUUAAAUCCCUGAUUGUUAAAGAAUUAAAUAAAAAAAAUUAUUUCCCAGAAUGGCCAUUUUGAUUUCAAAAAGCCUUCUGUUUUAGUGCUUUGUUCAAUAAGAAACGUUUCCUAACCAUGACUUGAUUAAAAAAACAUGUUCUUUCAUUGAGUUGGUGACCGUCGGUGUCAAGAUUUCAAUCGUGGUGGUGGGGUGCUCACCUAAUUCUAGCUUCAGCUGAAAUCUCGCCUUGGCCCUAAUAUGGAUUCCAUUUUACCAUGUUUCAGUGGGAUCCGUCGGUAACGUCGAGCAUGCAUCAGAUCCACACCCAUGGCUUCCAAGCGCCGCCCAACUCCACACCUCUUCUUCAAGGCGUGAACCACACUAACUCGGUGCAGGUGACAGUGGGUCAGCAAAACCCACACAUGGGCCCAGAUUUCCAGAGCAAUCCGUACCUUCAACAUAUGAUCGACAACUACUCGAACAUGUACCAAAACCAUCGAGGAGGAAUGGGCGGGGGAUUGGAAGUGGACCCGGGGGCAUUCCGGCUAAUCCCACCUCACCCACCUUAUCUUCAUCGACCAAUAACAGUCAGAGUGGCUCGAGCAACCAAGGCCCCAGUUGGUUAUGACGAGGAGGCCCAAACAACCAAGAGGAGACGGAUGAUGAUGAUGAUGAUUAUAACUCCAACAACAACAACAACAGCCCGAGAAUCAAGUGCCAUCU
Tigriopus californicus is the source of this 709-nucleotide messenger RNA. RefSeq lists its product as uncharacterized. Lineage: Eukaryota; Metazoa; Arthropoda; Copepoda; Harpacticoida; Harpacticidae. The record is from RefSeq and is a predicted model, not a curated record.